CGAGGACACGAUAUGAGCAAUGCACGUGGAGGAUUAAAGCAGCGAUUCUAGGAGUAUUAUAUCCACUCUCUGUGAUUAAAGUGGUAGAACCAUUGACAUUGUGUGUAGAACUAGGAUCUGUCUGGAAAAGGUUGUGCAGGAUACGGAUUUUUUUUUGUUCUUCAAAAGCGCUCUGUAUGUCAAAUAUGCUAAGAACAAGUUCCUCUCAUGAGAAUUUGAGCGGUAUUAAAACGGGUCACCAAAAGGCCUCGUUUGAAUGAUAUUUAAAGUAGACUACUGAAUGUAGCACAAUAUGAUUAUGCCUGGUGAAAGAAUAAAUUAUGUUCUGCUUUUCUCUCAGUUGUUCUCCACUAAAGCAUGCUCAAACCGUGUACUUAAAGUGAAUUGGGUUGACCAAAACAAAGGAAAAUGCGACGAUAAUGUUCCAGAGAAUACAGGAAGGACCUUUGUUUUGAAGCAUAUCAGUCAUGUUACCCGGAAGUUUUGAUUGCACUGGGUGAUCUGACAUCUCUGUUGCGCAUCAGAAAUAAUCAAAGCAUUGGGAAAUAAGGUUCUUUGAUCAAGUCUGUUCUUUGCAAAGGUAUGAGAGUUGUUACUCUCGUGGUAUAGAAAUGUGGGAGAAGGAAAGUGAACUUAGAAUUCAUUUUACCCCGGGGCAUGUCGAAUUGACGAAGGUAAGCGUUUUCGUAUUUGGUGGUGAUGCUCCAUCAAUGGCACGUGCGUGUUGGGUAACUAACCACAAUGAUGUUCUGUAGUAGACCCAAUUGCCAGUAUGAGUAGACCCUACCUCGGCCUAACCACAAGGUCUAUUUAAAUAUUGGAACACCUAUGUUUACGAUGAUAUCAUGGGCGGGGAAAGCCCUGACUGUUCUCCUGCAAAAUACUACGCUACUUGUAAGGACUACAGGAGAUGCUGAGGAAAAAACAGAGAAUGUGGCCAUUCCACACAGGCGUGUGCUGGUGACAGGUGCCACAGGGCUGCUUGGCAGGACCGUCUACCAAGAGUUCCAGAACAAUGCCUGGGACACUCUGGGCAGUGGCUACUCAAGGGCACGGCCGCGCUUCUUCAAGUGCAAUCUACUAGAUGAGGAGGCCCUGAAGUCCCUAAUCCAGCAAUUCCAGCCACAUGUGAUAGUGCACUGCGCUGCGGAGAGGAGGCCUGAUGUGGUGGAGCGCCACACUGAAGCUGCUGUCAACCUUAACGUUCACACCUCGGCCACCCUGGCCAAGGAGGCAGCGGGUAUCUUCCUCAUCUACAUCAGCACUGAUUAUGUGUUUGACGGCCGGAACCCCCCCUAUGGAGAGAACGACGCCCCCAACCCCUUAAACCUGUACGGCAAGUCCAAGCUGGAGGGCGAGAGGGAAGUGCUGAGGCAUAACCCAGGAGCGGCCAUCUUGCGGGUCCCCAUCCUGUACGGGGAGGUGGAGCAUGUGGACGAGAGUGCGGUGACGGUGCUGUGGGAGCGUGUGCAGGAGGGGGCGGAGAGCUGCACCAUAGACCACUGCCAGCAGCGCUUCCCCACCUACUGCAGUGACGUGGCCCGCGUCUGCCGACGCAUGGCCGAGAGACACAUGCAGGAGCCUUCACUGCAGGGCAUCUUCCACUAUUCUGGCAAGGAACAGAUGACCAAAUAUGAGAUGGCAUGUGCAAUAGCGGACGCAUUUAACCUGCCCAACAAUCAUCUCAUACCGCUUACAGAGCAGCCUGCGGGUGCUGGGGCUCAGAGGCCCAACAACGCCCAGCUGGAGUGCUCUCGGCUGGAGCUCAUGGGGCUGAGUGUGGAGCCCACGCCCUUCAAGACGGCCAUCAGGGAUGCACUCUGGCCCUUCCUCCAGGACAAGCGCUGCCGCCAGACCGCCUUCCACUGAGGGAGGGCCCCCACAGGCACCACUGAGGGCCACACACCGUCUCACUUAAGGACCUGAAGAAGUCCAGAAUACCGGCCUCCACUGAGGGCCACAGACCAUCCAGACCACAACACAUGACUACAGGGGGCCUUUAGACCAGAGCACCUUCCAGUGAAGGCCACACACACUAGACCAGACCGCACCUUACACAGCACAUGACAAAAGGAGGCCACAGACCACAAAAUACAUCUCACAACAGGGUCCAGUCCACAGAACCAGAGCACCUUCCUUUUUACUGAGGGUACACUCAACUCUGCACUGUAGAGAGAGCAGUAGAGAAAGUAUUCCCACAAUACAGCAGUUUAGUUGAAGCUGUGGUUACAGGAAUGAGGUUAUCAGUUGUGUCUGUGCUUGCACAGUGCUUUUUUUCCCCACACUCUCUUCUUCUUUGGACUUUCCUAUGGUUUCAUGCGGACAUGCACAUAGACUACUUUGGAUUCCUUUUUUAUUGAUGUGUGCUGUCUGUAGAAUGAUAAAAUCCAUUUCCAGUUUGA
Engraulis encrasicolus (European anchovy) is the source of this 2402-nucleotide messenger RNA. RefSeq names its product methionine adenosyltransferase 2 non-catalytic beta subunit methionine (gene mat2b). Gene Ontology annotation, cellular component: methionine adenosyltransferase complex. The transcript has 7 exons. Gene Ontology annotation, molecular function: methionine adenosyltransferase regulator activity. NCBI's taxonomy places the organism in Eukaryota, Metazoa, Chordata, Actinopteri, Clupeiformes, Engraulidae. Gene Ontology annotation, biological process: S-adenosylmethionine biosynthetic process. The record is from RefSeq and is a predicted model, not a curated record. Bases 829 to 1869 code for a protein of 346 amino acids.